GAUGUCACCCUUUUCCGGUUGAGAGCCAUUACGUUGAGAGGGGUGUAAGCCGGUUUCACGUAAUCCUCAGCCAUCUCCCAACAGUUCACGUCUUACGCCACGAAAUCAUAAUGGCGAAACUAUUUGGAAAUUUUCUCUUUUUGAUGCUCCUGUUAUUGCCAACGACUAUGAUGUUUGUUGGACAAGGCAGGACCAGCAGCUUUGCCAUGGCAGACGAUGCUGGGAACGACCCAAUAGAAGGCGAAGAUGAUGAAGCAACGGUGGAGACAGACGAUGGAGCACAAACUGGCGAUAGUGGAGAGGAAGGAGAAGUACUGGCCACAGAAAAGGAAGAGGAGGAGGAUCAGCCACUGAAACCAUCUGAGAAUGCUGACACCUUCAUCUUGUUCAUGAAUCCUGACAUUCCAUCCGGGGACAACAGAGAAAUUCCUGCUGGCAAGUUGGUUCGUGUGCUCGUGGGAUUCACCAAUAAGGGAGACAAGGAGUUUGUUGUGGAAACAAUGGACGGAUCAUUCCGCUACCCACAAGACUUCUCUUUCUAUGUCCACAAUUUCACUACAGUGUCCUAUAGCCAAGUUGUAGAGCCCAAGAAGCAGGCAACAUUUGAAUAUGGAUUUACUGCCAAUGAAGCCUUCAAUGCCAGGCCUUUUGGUCUCACCAUCAACCUCAACUACAAAGACAGUGAAGGCAACUACUUCCAGAAUGCUGUUUACAAUGAAACUAUAACUGUUGUGGAGCCUGAUGAGGGUUUGGAUGGGGAAACCUUCUUCUUGUACGUGUUUUUGGCGGCAGUGGCUGUCCUUUUGCUAGUCGGAGCCCAGCAGUUGCUGUCCACUUAUGGACGGAAACGUCUGCUGCCAAAGCACAAGCCCAUAGUAGAAAUGGGCACCCAGAAGUCCGAUGUAGACUACGACUGGCUCCCAAAGGAAACGCUCCAGGAGAUGAAUCGUUCUCCUCGGCGUUCCCCAAAGCAAUCACCUCGCCAGCGAAGAAGCAAAAGAUCUUCGGGUUCUGGCGAGGAGUAAAGGAAUGGCAUCAGGAGCGAGCACCAAUUCUGCUGCCUAUCACGCGGGAUCAUGACAUCCCUGUCAAUCUCAUCACUGUUUUUCACAAUAAAAUAUACACACCUCGUAA
Messenger RNA from Haliotis rubra (blacklip abalone), 1134 nucleotides. Its product is annotated as translocon-associated protein subunit alpha-like. Bases 111 to 1025 code for a protein of 304 amino acids. NCBI's taxonomy places the organism in Eukaryota, Metazoa, Mollusca, Gastropoda, Lepetellida, Haliotidae. The transcript is spliced from 9 exons. The record is from RefSeq and is a predicted model, not a curated record. Gene Ontology annotation, cellular component: endoplasmic reticulum; endoplasmic reticulum membrane.